Alternaria atra is the source of this 918-nucleotide messenger RNA. RefSeq lists its product as uncharacterized. Gene Ontology annotation, molecular function: single-stranded DNA binding; mismatched DNA binding; double-stranded RNA binding. The transcript has 3 exons. The coding region runs from base 1 to 918 and encodes 305 amino acids. The record is from RefSeq and is a predicted model, not a curated record. Gene Ontology annotation, biological process: single strand break repair; double-strand break repair. NCBI's taxonomy places the organism in Eukaryota, Fungi, Ascomycota, Dothideomycetes, Pleosporales, Pleosporaceae. Gene Ontology annotation, cellular component: nucleus.
AUGGUCAACCAAUCUGCGGCGGAGCAGACCCAUGAUGCAAUCACAGAGGAUGAGAUAGUUGGGACAGAGACACCAAAUCAACCUCAGCCUGCAACUGACCCCGCCUCCUCAAAGCGCCCCAAUGCAUUUACAGAACUUAUGUCACAGGCGAAGAAACCAAGACCACCUACCAUACCCGCCGCAGACGGCCCAGGCAUAAUAGAGAAGGCCACGAAGGCGGCUAAGCGAUGGGAUCCGCGGAAUGGAUUAGGCGUCUACAUCGAACGUCCUGAGACGAACCCAGAGAAGAAGGUGCUGAAGUACGACGAUGACUUUGUUGUGAUAGCCGACAAGUUUCCAAAGGCAAGCGUGCACCUCCUGCUCAUCCCACGGAAACCCGUCUACUACGACCAACAUCCUCUCCACGCUCUCUCCACAGACCCUGCCUUCCUCACCGAAGUUCGAGAACGCGUCGACCGGCUCAAAGAUCUCGCUGUCUACGAACUCCGCCGUCAAUAUGGCGACAUCAGCGCUUCAGAUAAACCAUACAACGAGGCCUUUGAGGCAAUGAUGAGCUCCCCCAACCCACCACCACCUGAAGAGCGUGCAGCCCUCCUUCCACCUGGUCGCGACUGGUCGAAAGACAUAGUCACAGGCGUACACACACACCCAUCAAUGAACCAUCUGCACAUUCACAUCUUCAGUCGGGAUAUGCAUUCAGACUGGAUGAGACAUAAGAAACACUACUUGAGCUUCAACUCUAGCUUCCUCGUCCGAUUAGACGAGUUCCCGCUAGAAGAAGGAAGCGAGAGGUUCCAUCCUGGAGAUUGGCCUAGCUGGGAUAUGAAGUGUUGGCGAUGUGGGAGGAACUUCAAGAAUAGGUUUGCGGAGCUGAAACAACAUCUGGAUGAGGAGUUUGAAGAGUGGAAGAGAGAGUGA